AUGAGUUUGAUACAAAUCACGCUUUCGCAUGGAGACAAAGGCGUCGUCAUAGUGCUCAACGGGUGGACUUUCUGCGCUCAUGGCCACGAAUGCUGCGGUGUGUGCAAGCUGGACACGCGCUUACACAACGACGGAAUCGCUCAGAACGUCAAGGCUCCGGGUCCUGAUCACCGUCAAGGUCUAUCCGUAGCCGGACGAUUCGCCGCCCACAGGAGCGGUCAGCGCGGAGUCGCCUUCCACUGCAAAGAGCAUAGCACGCAAGACUGCGCGAAGUGCUUCAACUGGAAUAAACUCGUCAAAGCAAACGCCAAGAAGCGCAACUCGGGCAAAGUCGAAAAUCGCGACCGGCUCCUCCAACUGCUGCGUGCUUUGGGUGUCGACUUCGCGGAGUUCAAGAAGCUCGUUACGCCGGCGCUGGAGAAGAAGCUCACGAUGGCGCUCGACUAUGCGCAGAAGCUCGUGUUGUUCUCUGAUGGUAUACCUCUCCUCCCCACCAUGCUGCCGCUCUGGACGGCUGAGGACAACUCGCGCGAAUUCGACCCAGACAAAGGCGACAUGACUGUUCAGGAUAUCCUCCUGUCGAUACGCUUUCUUGGUGAUCCAGUGGAUAUCGAACAACUCCGGGAGACGGUUCUUGCUAUAGCGAAGCACUACACGUCUGGCGCAGACACCUUCAUCUUACAGGACGCAAACAAAGAAGCAGCUAUUGGCAUGCGGGUUCUGGGUGUUUACAAACUCAAUGGAGCUAUGCCGCUCAUCACCGUCGUCUUCAAGGACGUCGCCGGACCAGCCAUACCCGUAUUGAAGGGCCUAAUGCAGUCCGGCGCAAAAGAGCGUACAGUAGAGGAGAUCGCCUGUACUCCGGAUCACCAACUCUUGAUCCGCCGUCUUCUGUUCCGCAACUCUGCCAGGCUUUCGCCCGAGUACUCUCCCGCCCAACAUAGGGCCGAGAAGGACUUCACCCUGAGCUUCAUUGUACCUCUGUCGUCGUUGCACAAGUCGCAUCUGGGCAUGAUUGCCCACAACGCCGGAUGCGUUGUGUGCGGUAAGCUGCAGACGAACCGCUGCUCCGCUUGCCUCUCGGAGCGGUACUGUGGCGCCGAAUGCCAGAACGAGCAUUGGCAAGAGCACAAGACCGUCUGCCGCUCAGUCCGCGACGGGAAGUGGAUGGCCUUCCGCUUCAGCGAUGCCGACAUCAUGAUGGACGGCAGUCGGCGCUACACCCACAUCGCCGAACCGAACAUGUCGCCCAUGAACCAGAAGCGGCAGGCACAACGCGCAAGGAGCGGCGAGCCGCCCGAGAACAUACACGGCGACAAGGUGUUUCUCAUUAAUCUGCUUGACGGCGGGGUCACUGGGACGCGCAUCGAAAUCCACGACCGGACCGCGUCCAUUCGAUCUCAUAUACACAAGGAGGAUAAUGGAGAACACAUUCACGAGCUGCUCCCGGAAAGUGACGACUGGUAUCAUAUGUAUCGAUGGGCGAAACGGACUGGGGACUGGGAGUUGAGCAUAUGCCUCGAUCGCAAGCCGUCUGAGAAUCCACUCUGGUAG
This is a messenger RNA of Peniophora sp. CBMAI 1063, 1554 nucleotides long. Lineage: Eukaryota; Fungi; Basidiomycota; Agaricomycetes; Russulales; Peniophoraceae. The record is from the annotation of a GenBank genome assembly.